Echinostoma caproni is the source of this 789-nucleotide messenger RNA. Lineage: Eukaryota; Metazoa; Platyhelminthes; Trematoda; Plagiorchiida; Echinostomatidae. The record is from the annotation of a GenBank genome assembly.
AUGAAGGGGAUUUGUCACUCCCAUGGAUCCCCGAUGCGACAGAAACGUGUGAAACUCGUGUGGGUGAUCGCUGUAACUGUCACAUUGACUUGGAUCCUAUUGAUUCGUUCCUAUCUCGGUCAGUCAAAAUCAGUGGGAUUCAAGUUCACUUGGUACACGUGCGAAACCCUAUUGAAGGGUGAAAAUGUACCCGAGUUGAACGUGCAUGCUGCAUUCACCUCAAAUCAGGGACAACAAACAUGCGAUGCCAUAACAACAUUCAACGGGAAAAUACCGUGGGUUUCUCCAGACGAAGAAGCUUAUCCCAUUGCGUUUGCCAUUGCCGUGUAUGAAAAUCCCGAACAGUUUGCACAUUUCCUUCGUCUCAUAUAUCGUCCGCAUAACGCCUACUGUGUCCAUAUUGAUCGCAAGAGCAGAAGCGCAGAUGUGCAACAGUUUGAACAAAUCGCCCAGUGUUUCGGCCCGAAUAUAUUUCUCAUUCCACCGGACCAACGAUUGGAUGUGGCCUGGGGCUAUUUUUCCGUGCUUGAAACCACCCUGAUCUGUGCGCGAUUUUUGCUGUGGAAUCAGACGAUUGUACCGGACUGGCGGUACAUGCUGAAUGCAAAUAACAAAGAGUUUCCGCUUCGCACUAACUGGGAGCUGGUGACAGCCCUGCAGGCCCUGAACGGUUCGAAUAUGGUGGAGAGUGUUCCCUGUCCAGACUUGUACUAUCGGAAACCAAACCACAGUUACUCAUUCAGUGUAAGUCCUACAUAUUUGGAAAUGGAUUUAUCAUGUUCUGUUUGA